AUCGCAAUGUAGCAAGUGUGCCGUAUCUAAACAUAGCUGGAGCGGACUAGAAGGUCACCACCAGAACCUAAGCCGACAAAGCUAGCUCAGGAUGAAUUACGGCCUGUGCAGACGCACAGAGCAAGCAUAGAGAGCAGUCCGCUUCAGACGUGUACUUCAGCACUAAUAUCAGAUCCAGUAGUACAGACUACAAGAGAGUUACUCCGGUAGGAGGAGCCUAGACCGGUACAAAUGCGGGUAUAGAAGAUGAGUGGAAUUCGUCGCUAGAUAUCGAUAGCAACUACGUUAGUAUCGCUGCCUUCUCAGGCAACGGCACGCAAGAGUUCAUCCAGGGCUCCUGCGAGUUGCGCAUCCGCAGAAUGACCGACAUGCGCUUAGCGGAUAAAGUCGAGUCGAGACUGACGAAGCCGGAAAAUAAAGGACUGUUUGACUGGGAUACGAUAGUUGAGAAUGAUGCUCGAUCGACUGACUGUAUUAGCCGAUGGACGCAUAGCCGGGUGUUCGCAUUGAUCCGUUUUCACGAUUACACAAUAAAGAUCAAGGUCCGAUAUAGUGUAACGUACCUUCGUUACAAAAUAGAGACCACACUUCUGAGCGGGUGUGGGCAAUCAGUUACAAGGCUAAUCGAGAAGAUAGUUCCCCCCCUCGAGCACAUGUUAGAAUUGGUUGCGAAAUGCUGCAGAAAGGCUUUCUUUGUCGCUGCAAUCCGCGUGCUGAUCUAUGGCCCGGGAUUGACGGUCACGGUGCCGAAAAAAGAAAAAGAAAGAAAAAAUGACAGAGAGACGAUUCCCAGGGAGCUGGGCACGAGAAAUCGCAUCUAAUGCAAAGCGGGGGAGCACCAGCCUAGUAUUAUCUGCGGGAUCCUGCAUCACAUCACGCAGCACUGACUGGGAAUUCCUCAU
Molecule: messenger RNA, 902 nt
Organism: Colletotrichum navitas
Lineage: Eukaryota; Fungi; Ascomycota; Sordariomycetes; Glomerellales; Glomerellaceae
Exons: 1
Coding region: 360-821 (153 amino acids)
Source: RefSeq, a predicted model, not a curated record